Molecule: messenger RNA, 1518 nt
Organism: Microsporum canis CBS 113480
Lineage: Eukaryota; Fungi; Ascomycota; Eurotiomycetes; Onygenales; Arthrodermataceae
Product: cytochrome P450
Exons: 7
Coding region: 1-1518 (505 amino acids)
Molecular function (GO): heme binding; iron ion binding; oxidoreductase activity, acting on paired donors, with incorporation or reduction of molecular oxygen
Source: RefSeq, a predicted model, not a curated record
AUGCCACCAGGAGAAGAUGACAGUCAUGCCGUAACCUCCCUCACUAUCAUCAUAGCACUCGUCAUCAUACUGCUUAGUUGGCUCUGGAACAAGUCAGACGAUGGGAUACCAACUAUCAACUCAUACCCUUGGUAUUUGGGGCAGAAAAGGGCACACCAGGAAUACCUCUCGAAUUCUAGAAACUUGAUCAAGGAGGGUAUUAAGAAGUUCGACGGGCCGUUUCGAAUAAUAACUGCCUUGGGGUCUCGUGUGAUAGUUCCUGCGUCUUAUACAGAAUGGCUGAAGAACUGUCUGGAUUUAGACCAUCAGGCCCUUGUUCAUCAUGAAUAUUUUGGGGGAUACCCGGGGAUGGAAGGGAUUGGGAUGGUUGCUGAUCCCCGGAACAUCGUCGUUGACGUUACCAGGAAGAAGCUGAAUCAAAGUAGCCCAGAAUGUAAGCUAAUGCAAGAGCAUAUCAUGGAGUCUUUGGAAGAUAUUUGGGGUCACGAUAAUGUCUGGGACACUGUUGACUGGCCGCAGAAUGCAGUCAGCUUCAUUGCACGAAUGUCAUCAGCAGUGUUUUCUGGUCCUGAGUUGUCUCGAGACCCGGAGUGGCAGAAUCUCAUAAUAACUUAUACCUUCAAUACCUUCAUGGGAGUGAGAGCGCUCCGUUCAUACCCAUCAUUCCUCCACCCAUUUGCCCGUUGGUUACUCCCUGAAUGCAGAAAAUGUCAAGCACAAGUCCGUCAAGCACGCCAAAUUCUGGACCCGAUAAUUCAAUCCAGGAAUAAGACUGAGGGGUCGUCGGCAAAGGAAGAAAAGGCUGGAGUUUAUAACGACACGUUCCAAUGGCUUACAGAUGUAGCUGCCGGUCGACCGUUUGACCACGCUGCGGCCCAGCUGGCCUUCGCGGUAAGUGCACUGCAUACAACCACUGAACUACUCAAACAGACAUUAUUGGACGUUUGUACCCAUCCAGAACUCAUCCAGCCAAUACGGGAUGAAGUGACAGAAGCAGUUAGUCAAGACGGGUGGACAACUGCCGGCCUUUUCAAAAUGCAGCUUCUCGACAGUGUGAUCAAGGAGAGCCAACGGCUCAAGCCUGGAUUGUUAGUGAACCUCGAACGAAAAGCUCUCUGUGAUGUUACCCUUCCUAAUGGGAAGAAGUUGCCCAAGGGAACCAACAUUGCUGUUGAUUCUUCCAUGAUGUGGGACCCGGAAAUAUAUCCAGAUCCGACUGUUUACGAUGGAUAUCGGUUUCUCCGUCUACGGCAAUCUGGAAAUGGCGCUGCGGCGUUAGUGUCCACGAGUCGAGGACAUAUUGCUUUCGGAGCUGGAAAGUCCAUCUGUCCUGGCAGGUUUUUUGCCGCAAACGAGAUUAAGGUUGCAUUGGCGAACAUUUUAAUGAACUAUGAAGUGAAAAUCGCGGGUGAUCAUGACCCAAAAGUUGUCGAAAUGGGGUUUGAAAUGCUUAGUGAUCCAGAGGCGAAGCUGAUGGUUAGGAGACAUAUUAAGUUGAUCACAUUGCCGGAUACUUGA